Molecule: messenger RNA, 473 nt
Organism: Cladocopium goreaui
Lineage: Eukaryota; Dinophyceae; Suessiales; Symbiodiniaceae
Source: the annotation of a GenBank genome assembly
GCUUCGCGCCGGGUGCCACCCAACAACUCUUUGCCACGUUGAAUCGGUCACUUUUUCACGACAUCUUCGAGCUUGAUAUUGGUGGAUAUCGCUUUCGCGCGGAGGGCAAGCUCCUGCGUAGGAGUCCGACUCUGAAGAUACUGCUAAGCUCCCCUUCGAUCUUCUUCGAAGAGCUGUUUUUGGACCGAGACGGCUCUUUGUUCAACUUCAUUUUGCAAUAUUUAGAGGACGAGGAGCUGUUUAACGUCCCAUCCGACCGGCAAGUGUGCCGCUUUCUUCAAGCGGAAGCGCACUACUUUGGACUGCCAAGGCUGGAGGCCUUGCUCUCGGAGCACCUUGCACGGAACGCCGAGGACGCCAAAACGUUCGAGGCGAAGAAGAUGCCUUUUCAGGCGAGCUCCGAGAAAGCCCGGCUUUCGCCCAAGUGCUUGUUUGGAGCAUGUAGACCUUUGAGCAUGACGGUGGUGUCAUAG